AUGAGGAUAACACUCGUCUCUACUGUACUGUUCUUGCAGCUAGGCUAUGCUCUAAACAUACGCUGCGGAUUGGCAUGUCUCUGCUGUACUAUUCCGGGAAUCGAUAAUUUCCACGGAUGGUACCAGGAUGAUGGUUCUGGUGACUGUGUGUGCUCUUCGCAAUAUCAACGUUGCCCGAACCGAGGAGAUUACGGUUGUACAGGUUUUGAUUGA
Fulvia fulva is the source of this 213-nucleotide messenger RNA. RefSeq names its product Ecp35. The transcript has 2 exons. The coding region runs from base 1 to 213 and encodes 70 amino acids. NCBI's taxonomy places the organism in Eukaryota, Fungi, Ascomycota, Dothideomycetes, Mycosphaerellales, Mycosphaerellaceae. The record is from RefSeq and is a predicted model, not a curated record.